Molecule: messenger RNA, 2544 nt
Organism: Acipenser ruthenus (sterlet)
Lineage: Eukaryota; Metazoa; Chordata; Actinopteri; Acipenseriformes; Acipenseridae
Product: angiopoietin-related protein 2-like
Exons: 5
Coding region: 596-2140 (514 amino acids)
Source: RefSeq, a predicted model, not a curated record
GCCUGGAACUUUUCAUGUAAAUCUACGGAGAAAGUGGACCUGCAGUUCAAAAGGGCUUGGAGCUGCGAGGCAGAAGGGAUGUACACAGAGCUCAGAAGCCUGGCAAACCACGCAUUCUACAGCAGUAUGUGCUUGUGCUGAUCUGAAAGGACUGGCAAUGCACCUACACUAAAAAAAAAACCAAAACAAAAUAAACAACUUAAUUUGCUACAUAUAUAUUUUUUAACAUUUGUAGAAUUUUUUUUUUUUUUUUGGUUUAGCUUUGCCUGCGGGGUCGACAGGCAUUGCAAACUUCCCAUAACUUUUUGUUUGUUUGUUUUGUUUAGUUUUUUUUUAUUUUUCUAUUUUGUUUUUCUCUUUAAGCCUUUUUGCUUCUCAAACUGGUGCUGGAGUCCGAGAGUGCUUGAGAGUUUCUGACCACUGAACCCGUGUGAUUUACACUGGGGGUCCAGAGACACAAGUGAGAUGACACAUUUUACACAAGCACUAUAUGCAGCUCAGCCAGGGCAACCAGGAAUUUAAAGGGAACCUGAAGGAAGACAUAUCUGGCUAGCUCAAGAAGAACACAACGCACCCCCUCCGUCCAGCUCACACCAUGAAGGUACCAGUGACGACCAUCCUUUUCCUGCUCUUCGCUGACCUCGCAGCCCUGACUGGCAAAGCCAAGGAGUUUGACAGCAGUGAUGAGAGAAUGGAGGCGGAAUUUAUUUCCACUAACAGAUACAGGAGAGACACAGACUCUCAGCAGGAGAGCAAAUGCUCUUACACUUUCAUUGUGCCGCAGCAGAAAGUGACGGGGGCCAUCUGCGUGAACUCCAAAGAGCCGGACGCGAUCCUGGAAAACCGGGUGAGCAAGCAGGAGCUGGGGCUGCUGAACAGCGAGCUCCUCAAGCAGAAGAGACAGAUCGAGACUCUGCAGCAGCUAGUGGAGGUGGACGGGGGCAUCGUCAACGAGGUCAAGCUGCUCCGGAAGGAGAGCCGCAACAUGAACUCCAGGGUUACCCAGCUGUACAUGCAGCUGCUCCACGAGAUCAUCAGGAAACGGGACAACGCGCUGGAGCUUUCCCAGCUGGAGAACAAGAUCCUGAACCAGACCACGGAGAUGCUGCAGCUCACCAACCGAUACAAGGACCUGGAGCACAAAUACCAGCACCUGGCUUCCUUGGCCAACAACCAGUCAGUGCUGAUCUCUCAGCUUGAGGAGCACUGCCAGAGAACACCCAUCCGACCCAUACCUCAACCUCCCCCCUCGCAGCCCAAGACCCCCCCGCAGCCCAAGACCCCCCCGCAGCCCAAGACCCCCCCGCAGCCCAAGAACCCCUACCAGCCCCCCACCUACACCCGCAUCACCAACCAGAUCACCAACGAGAUCCAGGGAGACCAGAACCUGAAGGACCGGGACGAAGCGCUGCCACCCCCCCUUCCCACCAUGCCCACCAUAACCGUCAGCCCGUCUUCUACGAACAAGCCCUCCGGGCCGUGGAAGGACUGUUUACAGGCACUGGAGGACGGCCAUGACACCAGCGGCAUGUACCUGGUGAAGCCAGAGAACGCGAACCGGCUCAUGCAGGUGUGGUGUGACCAGAGACACGACCCGGGCGGGUGGAUAGUCAUCCAGAGGAGACAGGAUGGCGCUGUCAACUUCUUCAGGAACUGGGAGACUUACAAACAAGGGUUCGGGAACAUCGACGGAGAGUACUGGUUGGGUCUGGAGAACAUUUACUGGCUGACGAACCAGGGCAACUACAAGCUGCUCAUCACGCUGGAGGACUGGUCCGGGCGCAAGGUCUUCGCAGAGUACGCCAGCUUCAGGCUGGAGCCGGAGUCCGAGCACUACAAGCUGCGGCUGGGGCGCUACCAUGGCAACGCCGGAGACUCCUUGACCUGGCACAACGGGAAGCAGUUCACAACGCUGGACCGAGACCACGACGUGUACACUGGUAACUGUGCUCAUUACCAGAAGGGGGGCUGGUGGUACAAUGCCUGCGCUCAUUCCAACCUGAACGGGGUGUGGUACCGCGGGGGGCACUAUCGCAGCCGCUACCAGGACGGGGUUUACUGGGCCGAGUUCAGAGGAGGGUCUUACUCGCUGAAGAAAGUCAUCAUGAUGAUCCGACCCAACCCAAACACCUUCCACUAAAAAAAAAAAAAAAAAGGAACAAGUGUUUUUUUUUUUUUUAAUGUUUGUUCAUUUGCCACCAGCCAAAAAAAGUGCAAUUCUUGUAUUUGUGUAUAUUGUCUCUACAUUAUAAAACAAAUUUGUUUCUACUGGUUUACGUGCCAGUCAAGUGCAAUUGUUGGCAGAGGUUGUAAAAAAAAAAGGACAACUGACCGGUUUAAUUUAAAUUUCCCAGAACAAAACCUGGUUUGUUAAACUGCCGAUCUCUCAGCAGUUCAGCAGCAUUCCCAUUCAAAAAUAAACAGGAGAGCGCUGGGGAAGCUACUGGUCAGCUCCAUUACUGGGUGCUACUGGGAAACUGCGGAAACCAUUUGAAACCAGGUCUGUCUUCCUACUGAACUCUGCUGAAUGUUUCAUGGGGGGGU